Molecule: messenger RNA, 1106 nt
Organism: Ixodes scapularis (black-legged tick)
Lineage: Eukaryota; Metazoa; Arthropoda; Arachnida; Ixodida; Ixodidae
Product: gastrula zinc finger protein XlCGF71.1-like
Exons: 2
Coding region: 1-768 (255 amino acids)
Biological process (GO): regulation of transcription by RNA polymerase II
Molecular function (GO): RNA polymerase II cis-regulatory region sequence-specific DNA binding; DNA-binding transcription factor activity
Source: RefSeq, a predicted model, not a curated record
AUGGAACCAAUUUGGUCCUCAAGUCGUGGUGAUGGAGCAACAUUGUUGGGGGAGACCAGCUGCCCUCUGAAAGUCACCGAGGACAUCUGGUUUGGAUGCUGUUCCUGCACCUAUGUCACCAGAGAUCAGCGUGGAAUUGUGAGCCACCUGGCUGCCCAUGGUGAUGAACAAUCCAAGUGCGAGCAUCCACCCAAGUAUUACUCUAAGGCCCAAAUGCUCGACAACAGUCAAAAGCACUACAGUGAAAAGCCAUUUAAGUGCAAGCUUUGCCCCCAAGAGUUUGCUUAUAAUUCCCUUCUGACCUGUCAUAAUCGAACACACACUGGUGAAAAGCCAUUUAAAUGCACGCAGUGUCCCCAAGCCUUUGCUCGAAAUUCUGAUCUACGAAGCCAUAAUCAUUUGCACACUGGUAAAAAGCCAUUUAAGUGCAAGCAGUGCCCCCGAGCCUUUGCUCGAAAUUCCGAUCUACAAAUCCAUAAUCUUUUGCACACUGGUGAAAAGCCAUUUAAGUGCAAGCAGUGCCCCCUAGCCUUUGCUCAAAAUUCCAAUCUACGAAGCCAUAAUCGAACGCACACUGGUGAAAAGCCAUUUAAGUGCAAGGAGUGCCCCCGAGCCUUUGCUCGAAAUUUCGAUCUACGAAGCCAUAAUCAUUUGCACACUGGUGAAAAGCCAUUUAAGUGCAAGCAGUGCCACCAAGCAUUUUCUCAUAAUUCCAGUCUGAUCCGCCAUUAUCGAAAACGGUGUAUAAGGAAAAACGAGGGCCUUUAACUUUUUUAUUUUUCAUGUAUCGUGCUGAAAUUUAGUAUACUGGUGUCAUUCUCAGUGGUGAUUUCAAAUAUGUAAUUAGUUUUCGAUAGCUUUACUAGAUCCUGUGUUUUCAAUAAAUUUGUUACUUUUUAUUACCGUAAUAUCCCGACUCAACGACCACACCCUUGCCACUUGAAAUUCGUGAAAAAAGUCGGGUGGACAAUGAAAUGGUGUCUAAACGGAAAAAGUAAAAAAAUUCCCCAGAAAAUAGCCAUUUUUCUGCAGAUAUCUAGCACACAAAAUCCAGUCCGCUGCCUGCAUACUCGCAACGAAGAGUGUGAACAUGUUUUGUACUACUG